Messenger RNA from Amoebophrya sp. A25, 429 nucleotides. Lineage: Eukaryota; Dinophyceae; Syndiniales; Amoebophryaceae. The record is from the annotation of a GenBank genome assembly.
GACAUCUUCAGUGGUGUCACAGUCACUUCCAGUAACCGUAUCGACGACUCCUCAACAUCUUGGAGUUGGUCGUCCUCAUACGAUUUGAGUAUGUCGAAAACAGCGAAGGCUCUUGGAGAUCGCGUCACUUUUCAAUAUGGUGACGGCACAAGGGCAUCUGCGGUUUCCUUUCGCGAUGAUGUCAUCGUUGAUCAACGCGCAACUACUACAAGCGGAAAUGCACGACGAAGAGGAGGUGGGUCUUUCAGUGAAAAUAGAGGCUCUUUCAGCUCUAAGAGAACGAGUCUAGUAUCGCAUAAUGCUGCACAGCAAAUGCAGGAGGCAGAAGGUGAUGCUGAUAGAAGUAAUAAGGACGAGAGCACGACGUGCAGUACUUCUUCGAAGUCUCAGAUAGCAGAUGCUGUAGCUGUACUAGCAGAUGAAGGUGGU